AAACCAAACUCGGGGAAUUUUUAAGUCCGAAAAUCGUCGCUUUUUACAAACGUCAUCAUCCCCCACUUUGCUGAACGGUCUUGAGUUAGAUCGCACACGUGUGGUUGUGAAAAACGUUUGGCUAUGGCAGGCUCUUUUUCACAGGAGCUUGAGGAUUUGUUAAAUCCUUUGCCCAAAUUCGCAGAUCCAGAGGACGACGAUGACGAGGCGACUAAAGCCAGAGUCGUCAACAGAUUCAGUGAGGACGACGAUGAAGAUGAGGUCGGUCUCAGUGCCCUGCGGAAGCACAGCACAUCCCUGCUCUCAGACACGGACAGACGGUAUGUGGGGAAGGCGGUCUCUCGUAAACAACUGCUGAUGGACAUGGAGGGAUUUGGUGAAGAAGAUGAUGAUGAGGAGGAGGAGGAGGGCAGUGCGGGAAAGCAAGAAGAAGCUGACUAUGAGGAAGAAUCUGUUGAAGAAGAGGUUGAUGAUGAUGAAGAAAAUGACUUAAAUGAGGAGUUGGAGGACAGUGAUGCUGACAAUAAAAGCAGAAUCAAAUCUCAGACAAUGGAUGGUGAUAUCACAUUUCCUCAGAAGGUGGACUUCCGUAAGCUCACUGAGGGGAUGGACGACUUGGGAGUCAGUGAAGAAGACGAUGACAGUGGUGAUGACAGUGGAAAGAGCGGUGAAGAUGAAGGCUCUGAAGAUGAUGAUGAUGAGGAUGAUGAUGAUGAUGAUGAUGACAAUGAUGAAAUGGAAGAUGGAGAAGAUGAGGGAACCAUCCACACAUUCUCUCAAGACAAAGUAAAUGAGGAAGUGGAGAAAGGAAAGGCUGUGAAGAACCAGCUGGCCUUGUGGGACCAGUUGCUUGAGGGAAGAAUCAAAAUCCAGAAAGCUUUGGUGACAGCCAAUCAGCUGCCACAGCCCCAGACUUUCCCAGAGUUCAAGAGGAGAGGGGAUGCAGAUUUCGCAGGAGCACUGAAAAACAGUCACAAAGCUUUAAAGGCUCUCCAACGAUCCUUACUGGAGAUACAUGAUCAGCUGCUUUAUCAAAACACAGACACAAGGACUGUCUGCAUGGGAGCAACAGGAGCGCAGAGUGAGGAUGAGGAGAUAAACAGUGAGGAUGAGGAUGAACAGGAGCCAGUGCGUGAAGCUGGACCACCUAAACGAAAACUGGAGAUGGCAGAGUAUCCAGACUUCAUGGCUAAACGCUUUGCUGCCUUCCAGCCGUACUGCAGUGGCACUCUGCAGAAGUGGCAUGAUAAAACCAGGCUGACCAUGGGUAAGAGCAGCAAGGACUUUGGUGCAUUUGAGAGGAACAUAUUAACCCAGGUGGAGCAGGUGCUCAUGGAUAAAGAGAGGCUUGUGCGGCGUACCCAGACCCGCCGUUCAGAAUACCGAGUCCUGGGGAAAAAAGAAGCCUCUGCUCAGACCUCAGAAACCACAGAGGGUGAGGUAGCAGAACAGCAGUUGAAGGCAAACACACACCUAAAGGAUCUGGAUGAAGAUAUAUUUGAUGAUGAUGAUUUCUAUCACCAGUUACUCAGAGAGCUAAUUGAGCGCAAAACAAGUGCAGCAGAUCCCAAUGACCAGGUGGCUAUGGGCAGACAGUGGCUUGCCAUCCAGAAAUUGCGUAGCAAGAUCAAGAAGAAGGUAGAUACGAAGGCCAGCAAGGGGCGGAAAGUCAGAUUCCACGUCCACAGUAAACUGGUAAAUUUUAUGGCUCCUAUUGACCACAGUACAGUGAGCGACGAGGCCCGGAGUGAACUGUAUCGAGGCCUCUUUGGUCAAAAUUCCUCAUCAGUCAGUGUAAUAUGAAGGUGUUUCUAUGGAUGUCAUGCCAACAUUUACACAUUUACAGUAGUGCCUAUUUGAGAUAUCCAGCUGCAGAUUGGAUUAAGACAGAGACAUGGUGAAUGUUUUUCUUCACACUGGAUGGGACAGUUAUGGUGUUCUGCCCUAAUGGGGAAAAAUACAGAUAUGCAAUAAAAAAGGGCACAUGCAUUUCUGAGACAAAUGUCUUUUAUACUGUAUAUUUACAGUAUGUCAUUGCCUUAUGAUAAACUUGUGAUCAGAUUUACUUUAUCAAAUUCACUAAUGGACUGUGGAUGGAAAGCGAUGUGUUAUUUCUGCUUUGGUUAUUACAUGUUAGAGGGCUCAAGUUGUGUGGUCUUGUUUUCCACAAGAGUGACCUGUCUUGUACAAUAUUUUCAUUAUAUUACACCUCACAGCUAGUUAAUAAGAAAUUAACUUAAUGACUUACGUUUAUAUACAGAAAUCUGACUGUAACUUAAGAGUCCUGCCUCCAGUUAAGCAUAAAAAAAAUCUAAAUGAUUUUAAAAUAAAUGUUAUUUUUAAGUGCU
Molecule: messenger RNA, 2348 nt
Organism: Sphaeramia orbicularis (orbiculate cardinalfish)
Lineage: Eukaryota; Metazoa; Chordata; Actinopteri; Kurtiformes; Apogonidae
Gene: aatf
Product: apoptosis antagonizing transcription factor
Exons: 1
Coding region: 124-1803 (559 amino acids)
Biological process (GO): regulation of transcription by RNA polymerase II
Cellular component (GO): nucleolus; nucleus
Source: RefSeq, a predicted model, not a curated record